Caenorhabditis remanei is the source of this 642-nucleotide messenger RNA. RefSeq lists its product as uncharacterized. The coding region runs from base 1 to 642 and encodes 213 amino acids. The transcript has 4 exons. NCBI's taxonomy places the organism in Eukaryota, Metazoa, Nematoda, Chromadorea, Rhabditida, Rhabditidae. The record is from RefSeq and is a predicted model, not a curated record.
AUGAGCGUUCGUAACGGAAAUCAGAGUACUUUCAGUUCUCCAAGUGAUAUCAUAGAGGCAUUCAAUCAUUUUUUAACAAAUGUUCCGACAAACAGAAGUUUUGAUAUGUCUUAUAAAGUGUAUAUACGUGAUUUGGCUGAUUCCACCGAUCGUUCUACACUUUCCGCUUGUAGCUCGAUGACAAAUCUUCAAUCGAGCACACCAAUUACUAUUACUUCUCGCGGAACCAUUCCCACUGUGUCGACCAGUUCAACGUUGAAUCUCUCAUCUCAAUUCUCAACGUUAUCACCUUCUACGAACAUGACAUCCACAACCUCUAGUGGUUCUUCAUUGAGUGAAAUCGAUUGUGCUGAUGACACACCACGUAAACAAAGAUCGUUGGUCGAUUUGUCCGAAUUGAACAAGCAGUAUGGAAAUGGAUAUCAGCCACCACCGCCAUCUCAAGAAACUCCUCCAACUGUCUACGAGAAUUUGGCGAUUCUUGAGGCUUCGAAAGCUCCGUCAUUCAUAGCUGGCUCAUGUUCACCAAUGUGUUCUAUUUCUUCUACCGAUAGCAAUCUUGGAAAACUUUUGAGAUCGUCGGACGAUGAUAGUGAUGACGGUGUUGAUGUUCUUAUCAAAGUUAAGGACUGCUUCGACUAA